Messenger RNA from Ooceraea biroi (clonal raider ant), 3602 nucleotides. RefSeq names its product POU domain protein 2. Gene Ontology annotation, molecular function: RNA polymerase II cis-regulatory region sequence-specific DNA binding; DNA-binding transcription factor activity, RNA polymerase II-specific. Lineage: Eukaryota; Metazoa; Arthropoda; Insecta; Hymenoptera; Formicidae. The record is from RefSeq and is a predicted model, not a curated record. Gene Ontology annotation, biological process: regulation of transcription by RNA polymerase II.
GACCACGUUGGAUCUCGCGGCGUUGAGUGCCUACGGGGGCGUUUCGGGACCCAGCGUCGCGGUGGCGGGCACCGGGGUCCUUGCGCUGCCCGGCCUGAUACCCGACAAGGGUUUAUCAUCGCCCGGAGGCCAGUCAAAGUCACAGUCCGCAGGGCUGGCGGGUCUCAAUAGCGAGGCGGUGCGCCGGUGGGUCGCGGAGGCCGCGCGGUCCGUCCGGCAGGUUCCUCCACUGAUAGUGCCCGCGAGCUCUCCGCAGCAACAUCAGCAACAACAGCAUCAUCAGCAACAGCAUCGUCAGCAGCAGCAGCAGCAGCAUCAUAAUCAUUCCUCCCACAGACAGCGUCAGGCGUCCAGCCCACCGUCGGUGGGACUCUCCCCCUUUAUUUUGCCAGUAUCGAUGACGCCGAGUCUCAGUAUGCGUCUGGUGGAGAACAACAACUUGGCCGAAGUUGCUAUGGUCCAACAACAACAGCAGCAACAACAGCAGCAGCAACAGCAGCAGUCGCAACAUUUAUUACAGAAGCAGAAGCAAACGAGUCCGACGAACAACAACACCAUCAUGGGCUGGAGGCCGAUUCAGAGCGUACAGUGGUUUAAUCUGUCUAGUAGCGUUCACCAGGAGCAGCAACAGCAACAGCAGGAACAGCCACAGCAGCAGCCGCAGCAGCAACAAGCAUCGUCGAUCGCGCAGGUGCCUCAACCACAGAGCCUGGUCGCCGGAUCGAUAUGCGGCCAGGUGCAAAGGCAUCAGCCGCAAGUGCAAUCGGAGAUCGAUCAGCCACUCGAUUUCUCCGUUGGCUCGCUGCAACAGCAGAGGUUGCAAGCGCGUGGAAGGACUAUACAUGAAAGAUUUCCGGAUAGAACGCAUGAUAACAACAACGGCACGACGAGCGGCCAAAAGAUCACCCGGGGAGAUGUUAGCAGACGAAGCUACAGCCCCAGUGAAGCCAGUACCAGCAACAGCGAAGACGAGGGUGUCUCCACCAGCGGCAGUCCUUCGGGGCCUCUACGCGGCACUUCGGACCCGUGCGAACACGUAGCGGAGCGACCUUACGAUAAGGUCUGGAUGGGCGACAAUGAGGUCGCGUGGCGAGACCAGUCUUUCAAGAGGACAUCACCCUUAAAUCCCUGUACCACAACGACUACUACGACGACGACAGGUGGUGGGCCGCUGACACAUCCCCACCUGUCGCCACCCGUAGCUGCCCCUGUUACCACCCUCGAUCACAAUAGCAUGCACGCAAAGCUUCCAGCCGAUCCCGACGACUCUCUAAUCGAUAGAGUACCAGCCACGCCGGAAUCCAUACGAGGUUACAAUUUUUCGGGGGCGGCUGAUCAAUUACAUCAUGACCGAAGAAAAAGAAAAGAAAGCUCAGGAAGCUCAGGAAGCGAGGAAAGAGGACCCAAACGACUGAAACGACAAGAUUCAGAUGAAGACUUACACGUUGACAGCGACGUUGAUGGCGUCGAUCUUAGCGGUGAUGAUAGGAGUACGGCGAGUGACAUACAGGAUAUUACGGACACACGACUUGGUAUUGAAUGCUUGGAUACUGAUAGGGAAGCUCUUAACCUGGUUACAGAUAUAGCAAUUCGAAACAGCAGCGGCACUAGCGGCAGUGCAUCGUCGCCGAGUUCCGGGGUUAGCAGUCAACUCACCGGCAGCCAGCAGCAACAGCAGCAGCAACAUGCAUCUAGCCAGCAGAACAAUAAUAGCUCGCAGGCAAGUCUGGCUGCUCAGCUGGUCAGUCAGCAACUGUUGAUGCAGAAUGCUCUCGGGGCACUGGCGCCCCAGGAAAUCCAAGCGCUCGCGUCCACGUUACAGCAACAGCAGCAAUCGCUGCAGCAACAGCUGCACCAAUACGCAAUGUUUCAGCAAGCCAACUCGACGUCGACGACGUCGCAACUUACGCCCCACGCACAAUUCUUUCUGCAGAAUCACGUACAUCAAGCAGUAGCACAGGCAGCUCAGCAGUUACAGGUCUUGCAGAAGCAAGCUCUUCAUAGCAAUAACCCCUUAGUAGGGCGAAGUUUGACACAGCAAAGAUCGCAAUCUUCACCAACACCUGAUAUGUCACCGGUAGUAAAAGCACCACAGCCGAAGCUGGAACCUUCGCCAGAAGAAACAACGGAUCUCGAAGAACUUGAACAGUUUGCCAAGACGUUUAAACAAAGACGAAUCAAGCUCGGUUUCACUCAAGGAGACGUGGGACUCGCCAUGGGCAAGCUCUAUGGUAACGAUUUCUCCCAAACUACGAUUUCCAGGUUCGAGGCAUUGAACCUCUCUUUCAAAAACAUGUGCAAGUUAAAACCACUGCUACAAAAGUGGCUAGAAGAUGCUGACAAUUCUUUGAACAAUCCGAACUCUCUCACGAAUCCACUUACCACACCAGAAGCGAUUGGUAGACGACGAAAGAAGAGGACGUCGAUAGAAACGACUGUGAGAGUAGCUUUGGAAAAGGCUUUUCUCCAAAAUCCAAAGCCCACAUCCGAAGAAAUAACGAUAUUGGCAGAAAGCCUCGGAAUGGAGAAAGAAGUGGUUCGUGUAUGGUUCUGUAAUAGGAGGCAAAAAGAAAAGAGGAUUAAUCCGCCAACGGCGGCAAUGGGCAGUCCAACGAUGGCAUCCCCGGCGCCCUCGAUGUUUGCUUCCCUUGCAAGUUCCAUAUCCAGUAGCCCUCUAGCUCUUACGACGCAUUCUUCCGGUAUGGGACACUCGCUCAAUUCUCAUUCGACGCCUUUGAGCUCACCUUUGCCUUUGGCGUUGGUGGCCUCGGCAGGCAGCAAUUAUCAUCCGCUGAGCGGCAAGAGCCACGAGUGACAUCAGCAAGCAAUCCAUCAAACUGCAGCUCUUUAUCACCCUCAACAUCAGCAGCAGCAGCAGCAACAACAAUCCCAACGGCAGCAGCAUCAUCAGCACCAACGACGCUUGUGUAAUCUACCGGAAUUCUAUCAAUAGCUAGUAACGUAAUUAAAAAUGAUCCUCGCAAUCAAUUUGAAGAUAUUUUACAAUAACCAAUGAGAUAUAUAAUCGAGAAUUAAGCAAAAUAAUUCUUUUUUUGUUUUGGAUAAAUGUGAUCUGUUUUGAGUAUAUUUUUUGUUUAUUGUCUGCAAGUAACAAGUGCAAAAUGAAGAAAAAACAAGCAGGUAUAUAUACAAAAUAUAUGUGAGAACAAAACACUUAAUUAAAUAGUUACGAAAACAUUUAAUACAUCGUGUAAGUGCAGGUUGCACCGUAACGAACAACUGAUCAACAGAGAUGAUGAGAAUUUAAAAUAUUCGGGAAUGAGUUGUUUGGACCUUGUUUUUGAAGGAAAUCAAUGUCGACUUACUCUGGACUCGUGUAGUAUAUUAUUAUUCAUUACGGUGUAUUCUGUUUAUAUGUAGACGUGUUGAUGCACGUACAUCGUACAUAUCCAUAUAAAAGAGCUGUAUAUAUGUAAGUUUAGAUACGAAUUUAUUGACUGAUAUUGGGAAUGCAAGAUGUGAUGUCCACGCGCAGUGCCGGAUACCGAAUAGCAUUAUAUCCCGAAUAGAUUUGAUAUAAGAAACAUUAUAAUAUAUUUAUGCCAAAGUGUAUUAUUGUAUAUAUAUAUAUAUAUAUAUAA